Messenger RNA from Mesocricetus auratus (golden hamster), 393 nucleotides. RefSeq names its product 40S ribosomal protein S21-like. Gene Ontology annotation, biological process: translation; endonucleolytic cleavage to generate mature 3'-end of SSU-rRNA from (SSU-rRNA, 5.8S rRNA, LSU-rRNA); endonucleolytic cleavage in ITS1 to separate SSU-rRNA from 5.8S rRNA and LSU-rRNA from tricistronic rRNA transcript (SSU-rRNA, 5.8S rRNA, LSU-rRNA). The transcript is spliced from 2 exons. Gene Ontology annotation, cellular component: ribosome; cytosolic small ribosomal subunit. NCBI's taxonomy places the organism in Eukaryota, Metazoa, Chordata, Mammalia, Rodentia, Cricetidae. Bases 1 to 357 code for a protein of 118 amino acids. Gene Ontology annotation, molecular function: structural constituent of ribosome. The record is from RefSeq and is a predicted model, not a curated record.
AUGACGAUCAAUUACACUAACUACGCCAAGCAAUACUUGUCUAUAAGCCCUUGCCUGAGGAGCUUUCUGAGCUUCGCUGGCCGAGAGAGCAGGCACGGUCUCGACAAGCAGAACGACGCCGGCAAGUUCGUGGACCUGUACGUGCCUCGGAAAUGCUCCGCGAGCAACUGCAUCAUCGGCGCCAAGGACCACACAUCCAUCCAGAUGAAUGUGGCCGAGGUUGACAGGGGCACAGGCCAGUUCAAUGGUCAGUUUAAAACCUAUGCUAUCUGCGGGGCCAUUCACAGGAUGGGCGAGUCAGAUGAUUCUAUUCUCCUACUGACUAAGGCUGAUGGAAUUGUCUCAAAGAACUUUUGACCAGAAGAGAUGGGGGAAUCUUUGUCAUAAAUAAAA